Molecule: messenger RNA, 990 nt
Organism: Penicillium macrosclerotiorum
Lineage: Eukaryota; Fungi; Ascomycota; Eurotiomycetes; Eurotiales; Aspergillaceae
Exons: 7
Coding region: 1-990 (329 amino acids)
Source: RefSeq, a predicted model, not a curated record
AUGGCCGACUCUGGUGAUGUGAGCUAUCCUAACACGGGCAGCCUUCGCGAUGCCGUGACAAAAGGUCCCGUGGUCGAUAGCAUCAAAUCCGAGGCUUCGAAGACUUCCAGCGAGCUGCACGACUUGAAGAAGUCACGAGUCACUCCCUCGACAACCACCAGCAACGGACAACCCUUGACCCAUUACCACUCACUGCUGUACAGCCUUCUGAGCUGGGAACAACCGCGCGCGACCGCUGUUUCCUAUGCUAGUGUGAUCGGUUUCAUCUUCGCCGCCCGUUACUUGCCCCUCCUCCGCUGGGCCUUCAAGAUUCUGUACAUGUCGUUGGGAUUGACCGCGGCCGUUGAGAUUGCCGGUCAAGUCAUCCUUAAGCGCGGUAUUGCUAGCUCCUUCCGUCCUCGCCGGUACUAUACCAUCCCCCAGGAGACCCAUGAGGCCGUGCUUGAGGACCUCUCGCAGCUGCUGGACUUCUUCCUGAUCGAAUUCCAGCGCAUUCUGUUCGCUGAGAAUGUCGUCCACACCGUUGCUGCUUUCACCGCCGCCUUUACGGGCUACUGGCUGAUCCGCUUCGUCCCAAUCUGGGGCCUGGCUGUGAUUGCCGUCACGAUCGCUUAUCUCGGUCCUCUGGUGUACAUCAGUAACCGCGAAAUAAUUGAUGAGCAGAUCGCCAACCUUCAGGCUAUCAUCACAUCCCAAACCAACCAGCUGAAAGAUCUUGCCGGCGAGCACACCUCCCACGCUACCGAUGUGAUGAAGCAAUACGUUGGAGAGUAUAGCUCCAAGGCUCAGGAAUACAUUGGCCGCCGUUCCGCUUCUCCCGAGAUGUCCAAAGUUGCCGCGACCCCCGUCAAAACCGAAGUCGCCGCCGAGCCUCAGGUGAAGACCGAGGACUUCCCUGAAGCCCCCACAGCUGAGCCAGUUGCGCAAUCUAUUGAGUCAGUCGAGCCAGCUCCGCAGGCUGGCGAGCGUGAGCCGCUCCUGGCCCUGUGA